Molecule: messenger RNA, 2190 nt
Organism: Camellia sinensis
Lineage: Eukaryota; Viridiplantae; Streptophyta; Magnoliopsida; Ericales; Theaceae
Product: protein NRT1/ PTR FAMILY 1.2
Biological process (GO): transmembrane transport
Cellular component (GO): membrane
Molecular function (GO): transmembrane transporter activity
Source: RefSeq, a predicted model, not a curated record
ACUUCCCUAACAAAUGCAUCAUACCCUGCCGACAUCUCUUCCUGAUAUUAAAGUCAAAUCAAAACCACCCAUUUUUCUAGUAAUCCCUCUCUCUCUCUCUCUCUCUCUCUCAUCAGAUUUGGUUAGCAGAAGAAGCUGCAGAGGAGGAAACAGUGAUGGAGAGUGCUGGUUAUUCUGAUGAAAAGAAGAUGGCUACACAGCCUCUAUUGGGCACCACCCCCACCCAAAAGGGUGGCUUAAGAACCAUGCCAUUCAUCAUAGCAAAUGAGGCAUUUGAGAAAUUGGCAAGUUAUGGGUUAAUACCAAACAUGAUAAUGUAUUUGAUGAAUGAAUAUGACAUGGACAUGCCCACUGGCUCCAACAUCCUCUUUCUCUGGUCAGCUGCCACCAAUUUCAUGCCUGUUCUCGGGGCGGUCAUGGCUGAUUCCUCCGUGGGUCGGUUCCGUAUGAUCGGGUUCGGGUCCAUUGUCAGUUUCCUGGGGAUGAUUCUUUUGUGGCUAACCACCAUGAUUCCACAAGCAAGGCCGCCUUCAUGCGACCAAUCAAGUUACAACUGCACCUCCGCGACACCUCUCCAACUCAUUCUCCUAUGUUCUUCUUUCGGGCUCAUGUCCAUUGGAGCCGGGGGCAUCAGGUCCUCUUCCCUAGCCUUUGGUGCGGACCAGCUAACAAAACAUGAAAACCUAAAAUCUUGCAGUGCCUUACAGAGCUAUUUCAGCUGGUACUAUGUUACAGCCGCAUCUUCAGUUUUUAUUGCAAUGAGUUGUAUUGUGUAUAUUCAAGAUAAUGUAGGGUGGCAAGUGGGUUUUGGAGUUCCUGCAAUGCUCAUGUUCUUGUCGUCUGUAUCGUUCUUUUUGGCUUCUCCUUUCUAUGUCAAGGUGAAGGUGAAAUCGAGCCUGGUUGUUGGGUUUUUUCAAGUGAUUGUUGGCUCUUACAAGAACAGGCAUUUUGAAUUAUCGUCGCAGAGCUCGAAUGUGUCGUACUACCACAAAAAGGGAUCAAUGCUGGUUGUUCCGAGCGAGAAUCUAAGGUUCCUAAACAAAGCUUGCAUAAUAAGAGAUCCUCAGCAAGACUCAUCCCCCGAUGGAAGGACUUCAGACCGUUGGAUUUGCACAGUAGAUCAAGUAGAAGAACUAAAAUCCUUAGUCAAGCUCAUCCCAUUGUGGUCAACCGGAAUCAUGAUCGCCAUAACCAUCAGUCAAAACUCUUUUCCGGUCCUCCAAGCAUCAUCCAUGGACCGCCACAUCACUUCAAACUUUGAAAUCCCAGCAGGCUCAUUUGGCAUGUUCCUCGUCAUUUCCCUAACCCUAUGGAUCGCUCUCUAUGACCGUGUAAUCCUCCCCCUAGCCUCCAAAGUCAUGGGAAAGCCCGCAUACCUAAGCCCCAAACAAAGAAUGGGUAUCGGGCUUUGUUUCUCCGUCUUAUCCAUGGUAGUCACUGCCAUCGUGGAGCGCAUCAGGAGGGCUAAAGCGAUCGAGGAAGGGUACUCUGACAAUUCACAUGCCGUGGUGAACAUGUCAGCGCUUUGGUUAGUGCCUCAGUACUUCUUGAGUGGGUUGGCUGAGGCAUUCAAUGGCAUAGGGCAAAAUGAAUUCUACUUUUCGGAGCUCCCAGGAAGUAUGUCGAGCAUUGCUACCACUCUCAAUGGGGUAGGAAUGUCGAUUGCAAACUUGUUAGCGAGUGCUAUAAUGAAUACGAUUAAUGACGUGACGGGGAGGGGAGGCAACGAGAGCUGGGUUUCGAGUAAUAUUAACAAGGCUCACUUUGAUUACUACUACUGGGUUCUUGCUGGUUUGAGUUUGGUUAACAUUUUUUACUUUUUUGUGUGUAAUAGGACAUAUGGUCCUUGUGUGGGAGAAGGGAAUAAGGUUUGGGAUGAAGGGGAUGAUGAGAUAAGAGGUGACAGAAGUACUUGACGAUGAAGCUCAAGAAUUAGCUGAGGUGCAUGCAAGCUGAUUAGAACAACCGGUUAUCAAAACAAAAAAAAGAAAAAGAAAAAGACUUAAAUAGUUUUGAUAUGUAUAUAUAUGUUUUUGGUGAUAUAUAGCAAGUAAUGCAGUAAUGCUUUAUACAGGAAAUUCAGAAAAACUUGGAAGAUGGUUUGUACAUACGUAAACACCUUUAUUAAGCUCUAAACAAAGGGAAAUCUCUAUGAGAUCUAUAUAUAUUAAGGGUCACUUGUUUUUCUCA